Molecule: messenger RNA, 4057 nt
Organism: Rhea pennata
Lineage: Eukaryota; Metazoa; Chordata; Aves; Rheiformes; Rheidae
Gene: WDHD1
Product: WD repeat and HMG-box DNA binding protein 1
Exons: 26
Coding region: 42-3413 (1123 amino acids)
Biological process (GO): DNA-templated DNA replication; mitotic cell cycle; DNA repair
Cellular component (GO): nuclear replication fork
Molecular function (GO): protein binding; chromatin binding
Source: RefSeq, a predicted model, not a curated record
GCCGGCGCGGCGGGCGGUGGGGUAGCGAGGUGAGGGCGAAGAUGCCUUCAGCGCAGAAGCCGAUGCGGUACGGCCACACGGAGGGCCACACCGACGUCUGCUUCGAUGAGUGUGGCGGUUGCAUUGUAACUUGUGGCAGUGAUGGAGAUGUUAGAAUUUGGGAAAACUUGGAUGAUGAUGAUCCGAAGUCCAUUAAUGUGGGAGAAAAGGCCUAUUCGUGUGCUCUAAAGAAUGGAAGACUGAUCACAGCAGUAUCUAACAAUAUCGUUCAGAUUCAUACAUUUCCUGAAGGAGCUCCAGAUGGCAUCCUUACUCGUUUCACCAUGAAUGCCAACCACGUUGUCUUUAAUAGUGACGGUACCAAAAUCGCUGCUGGUUCUAGUGACUUUAUGGUCAAAGUUGUGGAGGUGACUGAUAGCAGCAAGCAGAAAACGUUCCGAGGACAUGAUGCUCCUGUUUUAAGUCUCGCUUUUGACCCCAAGGAUGUUUUCCUGGCAUCAGCAAGCUGUGAUGGUUCUGUCAGAGUAUGGAAAAUCGCAGAUCAGACAUGCGUGACAAGCUGGCUGCUGCUGCAGAAAUGUAAUGAUGUGGUAAAUGCUAAAUCAAUAUGUAGGCUUGGCUGGCAACCUGGCAGUGGGAAGUUGUUGGCAGUUCCUGUAGAUAAAGUUAUUAAACUAUAUAGAAGAGAAACCUGGGAUAAUCAAUUUGAUUUAUCAGAUACUUCUGUCACACAGCCCUUGAAUGUUGUGGUCUGGUCUCCUUGUGGGCAAUACCUGGCAGCUGGAAGUGUGGAUGGAAGUAUAGUGGUAUGGAAAGUAGAAAUCAAGGAGUGCAUAGGGAGGAUGAAACAUGAGAAAAAUUACACAAUUUGUGGAUUGGCAUGGCACCCCAAAUAUGGGCAGAUUGCUUAUACAGAUACUGAAGGAAAUCUGGGGUUGUUGGAAAAUAUUGGUGAUGGAAAGAAACCAGAUGAUAAGGUUGCCAGUACAGUGGCAAAAGACUACAAUGAUCUCUUUGAUGGAGAGGAUGAUGACUAUUUAAAUGGAGAUAUGACUGAACCACAGUCUUCCCCAAAGGGUAUAGCUAAUGAAGAUGAUGAUGAUGAUGACGACCCUAUGCCUACUUCAGGCCAUCCAAGACGGACAAUAAUUGAUAAUGAUGACAACUCAUUAGAUAUUGGAUUGAUAAAAGCUAGUUCCAGUCUCCUUGACAAGGAGGAUGACGAUGAUGAUCAGGCUGGUGGUUUUCCAGCUUUACCAGCAUCAUCUGCUCGGCAGCCUUUUUAUGAUGGGCCAAUGCCAACCCCCAAGCAAAAGCCAUUCCAGUCUGGCUCUACUCCUGUACAUCUCAUGCAUCGCUUCAUGGUAUGGAAUUCUGUUGGUAUCAUUCGCUGUUACAAUGAUGAACAAGACAAUGCUAUAGAUAUAGAAUUUCACGAUACUUCCGUACACCAUGCGACACACCUGCCAAAUUCUCUGAAUCACACAAUGGCUGACCUCUCUGCUGAAGCUAUUUUAUUGGCCUGUGAGAGUACAGAGGAACUUGCAAGCAAGCUGCACUGCAUUCAUUUUAGCUCAUGGGAUGCGAACAAGGAGUGGACAGUAGAUAUGCCAGAGGACGAAGACAUUGAGGCUAUCUGUCUAGGUCAAGGCUGGGCUGCUUGUGCCACUAGUGCCCUGCUAGUUCGUAUUUUUACGGUUGGAGGAGUUCAGAAAGAGAUCUUCAGUCUCCCAGGUCCAGUGGUGUCUAUGGCAGGACAUGGAGAGCAAUUGAUGAUUGUUUAUCACAGAGGUACUGGGUUUGAUGGGGACCAAUGUCUUGGAGUACAGCUGCUAGAAGUAGGAAAAAAGAAAAAGCAGGUUUUGCAUGGAGACCCACUUUCUCUUACAAAGAAGUCCUAUUUGACAUGGUUGGGAUUCUCAGCAGAAGGUACCCCAUGUUACGUGGAUUCUGAGGGGAUUGUGCGGAUGUUGAACCGAGGACUUGGAAAUACCUGGAUUCCAGUAUGUAACCUGAGAGAGCAUUGCAAAGGAAAAUCUGAUCAUUAUUGGGUAGUUGGCAUCCAUGAAAAUCCCCAGCAGCUCAGGUGUAUUCCUUGUAAAGGAGCUCGAUUUCCACCUACACUUCCACGUCCUGCUGUAGCCAUAUUAUCUUUUAAACUUCCUUACUGUCAAGUUACAACAGAAAAAGGACAGAUGGAGGAACAAUACUGGCGUUCUGUUGUAUUUCACAACCAUAUGGAUUACUUAUCAAAAAAUGGCUAUGAAUUUAAUGAAAAUGCUAAAAGUCAAUCAGCAAAAGAACAACAAGAACUUCUAAUGAAACUCUUUGCUCUUUCUUGUAAACUGGAGCGUGAAUUUCGUUGUGUGGAACUUGCUGACCUCAUGACACAAAACGUUGUGAAUUUAGCUAUCAAGUAUGCCUCUCGCUCUCGGAGACUAAAUUUAGCUCAGCGACUUAGCGAAAUGGCUGUAGAGAAAGCAAAUGAAUUGGCGACAGCACUGGAAGAGGAGGAGGAGGAGGAGGAUUUCCGAAAUCAUUUGAAUGCUGGUUACAGCAACUCUGCCACAGAGUGGAGUCGGCUGCCAGUCAGAAAUGUUCAGGGGGACCAAGAAAUGGAAGAUGCUGAGGAAGCUGAUACAUUUGAGGAAGCAGAAGAAACACCAGAAGCACAUAAACAGAGGCAAAAUCCUUUCUCCAAAGGUGUUACCUCAAAAGAGGUGACUACUCCUAAGUCUGCUGUAAUUGCAUCGAGCAGCCAAGGACGAGUGAAUCCCUUUAAGGUGUCAUCUAACAAAAAGGACCCAGUGGUUCCUUCAGCUAAUAUUCUGGACUCUAUGAGCAAACAUGCAAAGAAAACGCCUUCAUGUAGCAGUCGACUUGCGAACAAGCAGAAGCCUCCAGUUAUAAAACCUCUGAUUCCCAAACCAAAAUCCAAGCAGGCUUCAGCAGCCUCCUUUUUCCAGGCUCGUACACCUAACUCUAGUGAAAAAAUAGUGGAAGAAAGAGAAGAAAAAGUGGAAAGUGAGUCCCCUGUUGCUGAAGUUGCUACACAGGAAAACACUGAAAACAAAAGACCAAGGACAGGAUUCCAGUUAUGGCUAGAAGAGAACAGAGCAAACAUUUUAACAGAUAAUCCUGAUCUGAAUGAAGCAGAAGUAAUAAAAGAAGGCAUGAGUCGAUUUAGAAUGCUGUCAUCGGAAGAAAGAUUGGUGUGGACUGAGAAAGCGAAAGAAGGAACAGUUAAUGAUUUAACUGAAGCUAAAAAGCGAAAGCGUCCCACAGCUGGUAAAGAUGAGGGGAAAAAGAGCGAGGAAGAAAAAUCAGAGGAUUUAAAUUUAUCCAAAAAAGUAAAACCUUUAGAUCAAUCUACAAAUGUCAGAUUGUCAGCUUUUGCAUUCAAGCAAAGCUAAAUAAUGUGAUCUUCUCAGCAUGUUUUCUCAGAACAUUAGAUUACUCUGUACUGAAAAAUUUGCCACUGUGCUCAAAGAGCAUUAGCAAAAAGAGUGCGUUGCUCCAAGUCUUCUUUUAGAAAAUAUUUUGUUAUCAACUCCUUCACGAAAUGUUGAAUCCACACCCAAGAUCGUUGCAAAUUACUUAGAACUAGGAUACAGCUUUAUAGCAAAGCUAGUGCUAGUGGACUAGCUAUCUAGCAGCACUGUUCUGUACAUGGCUACACUGUUGUAGCCAUGUGCCUUGAUGUUUGUGAUACUUGGUGCUAAAUCCAGAUGAAUCGUUCUGGGGAAUACAGAAGUACAAAAACUAUCCUAUGGUAAUAGCGCUGAAGUAAUGGCUUUUAUACCGCUCCCUCUGCCUGCUGCAAAGGCUCGUAAGAAAGAGACCAACAUCUGUGACCCUGAUGGUAGCAGUGAGCAGCCUAGCAAAGGCUAGGAGAAAAGACUAGGGCAGAAGCUGAAUCAGGAAUGCCAGGUACAGAAAUGAGCCAUUCCAGAUCGUGCAGACAUGCUUUCACAGUCGAUGCUUCGGCUGUGUCCCAGAUCUGGUUCAGGAACUGCUCAGAACUUGUUUGUAUUAUUUUAUGUAAUGUUUGUUUUUA